GAGGGCCUGCUCCGCGCUCCCCGCGGGAUCGCCCGACGCCCAGCGCUGCUCCGAGAGAGACCCAGGAGCCCGGUCCCGCGCAGAGGCCAUGGAAGACGUGACGCCGUGCUCCCUCAGCCGCCCUCUGUUCCAGCAGGAAGAGAAGAACGGGGUCACCUACAGGAUCCCAGCCCUGCUCUACGUGCCCCCUGCCAGCACCUUCCUGGCCUUUGCAGAGAAACGCUCCACCGCCAGGGAUGAGGAUGCACUCCACCUGGUGCUGCGGAGAGGGUUGAGGACCGGGCACUUAGUACAGUGGGGGCCCCAGACGUCACUGAUGGAAGCCACACUACCUGGGCACCGGACCAUGAACCCUUGCCCCGUGUGGGAGCGGAAGAGCGGCCGGGUGUUCUUGUUCUUCAUCUGUGUGCGGGACCACAUCACUGAGCGGCACCAGAUUGUGUCGGGUAGGAAUGCUGCCCGCCUCUGCUUCGUGUACAGUGAGGAUGAUGGGUUCUCCUGGAGCAAGGUGAGGGACCUGACUGAGGAGGUCAUUGGCGCAGAGGUGAAGCACUGGGCCACAUUUGCCGUGGGCCCAGGCCAUGGCAUCCAGCUGCAGUCGGGAAGGCUGAUCAUCCCUGCGUAUACCUACUACAUCUCUCACCCGUCCUUUUGCUUCUGGCUUCCCUGUAGCACCAAGCCUCAUUCCCUGAUGAUCUUCAGUGAUGAUCAGGGUGCCACUUGGCACCAUGGCAGUCUCAUCAGGCCCAUAGCGACAGCGGAGUGCGAGGUGGCCGAAAUAACUGGGAAGGCUGGUCCACCUGUGCUGUAUUGUAGUGCACGGACCCCAAGCAGACACCGGGGGGAAGCCCUCAGCACUAACCAUGGUGAGUGCUUUCAGAGGUCAGCCUUGAACCAUCAGCUCUGUGAACCUCCACAUGGCUGCCAAGGCAGUGUGGUGAGUUUCCGGCCCUUCAAGAUCACUCUUAAGUGCCAGAACCCUGGUGGCAAAGAUGCACCCGCAGUCCAGCCGAGCCCUCCACUAGACAGCUCCCCGGGGCUGGAGCAGGAAGCUGGAGCCUGCUCAGAAUCCUGGCUCUUGUACUCACACCCAACGGGUAAGAAACGGAGGGUCAACCUAGGCAUCUACCUCAACCAGGCUCCCCUGGAGGCCACCUGCUGGUCUGGGCCCUGGAUCUUGCACUGUGGGCCCUGCGGCUACUCAGACAUGGCUGUUGUGGAGGAGGAGGGCUUGUUUGGCUGCUUGUUUGAGUGUGGAAUCAAACAGGAGUGCGAGCAGAUUGCCUUCUGCCUGUUCACAGACGGAGAGCUACUGAGCCAGGUGCGGGCGGACGGGACCAGUCCUGGCAGUCGCCCUAGUCAGUUCAAGACUAAUGGACUCAGAACCUAUUAGCCCAAAGAAGGGCGGGAACCACAGCCGGGACAAUGGCAUCCGGCCCAAGGGAACCCCAAGCUUUUGGGGCUAUAGAGAAUCCAAAAGCUUAAUAUUCUCCUCUACCUGGACCCGAAGCCUGGCACAGGGUCACCACCCCUCCAUCUCCCAAGAGCAAAAGGAAAAAUUUGCCAGAGCUGCCGCAGCGGAAAAAACCCUGCCCUGGGAGUCGGGCAGCGGUGCUAUGGGUCUCACCUGUGGUCUUAAACACAUCACCUGACCUCUCGGGCCUCAGGUCUCCAUUUGUAAGCUGAGACGCUCGGUCCUAGGCUCAAUCCUCCUCCUGCCCCUAGCAGAGGCCAGGCUCCUGGGUGCUCCACAAUCACAGGUCCUGGCUGCCUGUCGGACUCUGAUCCAAAAUGGAAAUCCAAGGACGCCAUCCAAGUGUGAGGUGGUUUCCCUCACAAACGAGCCCCACGCCCUUCUGGUCAUGCUCCACACGCUGCAGGCUCGCUCUCUGGGGACUUGGGCGGAACAGUCAGAUCGUGGGAGCACCCGCCUUCCCCAGCUUUGCCGCUCUGCUCAGUCCUCCUCACCCGGAAAGCGUCGUUGCCUCGGAGGAAGCAAGGGGCUCAGCACUAGCCGGCCGCAUCUGAUGGCUCUGGGCCCUGAAAGACGCACCAGCAAUUCCUUGGUGAGGGUGAUUCCUGAUGCAAAGGGGCAGGGCCGAGGACGAAAGCAUUGGACAAGACACCCCCCCGCCCCCCCCCAAGUCUUAGCCUUCCAGGACCUCAUGCAGUUAGAAGAAAGACCAUCUAGGUGUCCCAAGAGUUUCCAGAUAAAGGGCUCUCAGUCGGGGUGAUGGUGGCUCCCGCUGUUGUCUCUGUUGCCUUUCCAGUGUCACUGAAGUCCAAGGGCCUGCCCACGCCGCGCAGUGCUUCCCAAGUGUGUUCUCUCAGAAUGCUGUCCUGGCGCAGCCACUGUGGAACCUGUGGAGCAGGUCUUCAGCUUCACCAGUAGAAGGUUGCUCUGAUUUGGGCUUAUUCCUUCUGAUCUCCUGGAAUCAUUGUCUGGGAAGUCUGGCUGCCUCUUGGUUGUACCAGCCUGAGCCCGAGCUUAGCCUAUGCUAGGCCUCUUUGACGUCUUCCUGUUUCAGACGAUUGCCCCACAGUCUGUUACUGGGACAGAAAUCCUGUCCUGAGGUUUGUAUUCCUUCCACAGGAAGUCUCUGUUCCCCUAUUGUGGGACGAGAAGGUCAUAAACUGGUGUUGAAAGCAAAGAGCAAGUCUUGUAGAGGAGUGCAGUGUGGGAGGCUAGGGAGGUUACAGUUGUACCAGCAGGAUGGGUGGGGGGCAGGGUCCCCGCCCAGAUGAAAGGGUGUGCUUGGCCACCCCUCCUUCAGCAGAGUGCUGGAGUCUUUGGAGGAGACUGGCUUUACGACAUUCCCUGAGCAUGUCCCAUCCUACCGAAACAGUCGCCGCAGACCCAGUGAGGGUCUUUUCUUUACCCCUUUGUGCAUGGCUCUGCGGCUUCCUGAAUAUGGCUGUGCAAAACGCAAGGUACUUGUUGGUCGCCACUCCCUGCUUCGGUCACCCCCGUCUCCCCAUGGCCUGGAAGUGGUGUCUGCGUGUGGCCUGGUAUGUCGAACCUUUCAGCACGUUGUGGGGUGAAAGGAUGAAUAAAAUUACCUCUACUUCCUCAGGUGAGCCCUGACAGAGGCCGGGGAAGCCCUCCGUCAAGUUGGCCAUUGAGGGCGUGGCGGAGCCAGGCGUGCCCGGGGUUGGGGGUGCGCAGAAGGACUUGGGGAGCGUGAGAGGGGUAAGGGGUAGUUCCCUUCCUGUUCAGCCAAGCUUUACUCAGCACCGUACCCUCAAGAGAGAGGGUAGAGAGAUGGCUACCUCCCACAGGCAGGCCUGACGGAUCAGGAGCAGGGCGAUAUCAGGAGCUCCUUAGGACUGUCCUAGUGGAGGCGCAUGGAAGGCGCCCGAGUCACGUGCCGGUGAGGACUCGCUGUCUAAUCCUGGCCUUCCUCCGAUAGCUCAUCUAUCCCUAAAAGACUCCCCUCUGCUCUCAGGUGGGCUGCUGCUUAAUGGCUCGUCACACAAGCCUUCACAGCGAAAGGUCUCUGGGCAAUUUCAGGAAGGGUAAGAGGAAGAUGAAGGGCCAGGGAAGUCUGGCGUGGGGGCUGGGGUUGACCCCAGAGUGGGUGACGGCAGCCGUGAAGAAAAAGAUGGACAGAUAGGCAUCCUGGCACCUCCAGGGAGAGAAGGCAGGUAGCAGGUGUGUGGCCUGGUCUGGGGAGAUGGUGUCGGUGGGGCUGCUGUGAAGAAGCUAAGACAAAAGGUUGCAGCUGGUCCUCGGAACCCUGUGAAGAGAGGCCUGCAUGGGCCUGCGCCUCGGCCUGCAGAGAGAGUCCUCCCCAGCUUGACUGUGAUCCAGGUGACCGACUACGAGAGCCGUGGGCACUGCGACCUUGCUUGUGCCAAUUCCUUGGGACCUAAGCUACCAUACCGGUGCCCUUUCUGAGCCCACUUCCGCCGGCUCCCGGCUAGGGAGACACAGGACAGGUAAGGUGGGUGACAGCAGCUGUGAGGACAAGAGGACUGCUGCCUCCCCUUAGGGAAGGAGAGGUGACCACAUGGGCUGUGGUUCUCUGCUCCAGGGGCUCCCCACACAUCCGGCCCCUGGCAUCCUCACGUUUAUAGGGGUACAGGAACAUGCAGGGAGCAGGAGCCUGCUGCAGCUAGUGUUUACCCAGGCCACCUAUCCCCCUGACCUGUUCCCUAAUUCCUAAGCGCUAACUCAAACCCUUGUUAUUUGAAACUGUUUCUCCUGGUUGCGAAGUCCACAGGAGGUGUGUGCAGCUGUAGUCAUUGGUUAGACACAUGUUAGCUGGCCUGCUUUGGGAGAGGUGACGGUACUGACAUGCUAUCCUUAGGGACCUACAGUCUCCUCCCCAGGAUUUGAUACCUACACUUGGCCCAGAUUGGGCUGCUCACUCUUUUCUAGGAAGCGGGGUUUCCCCCCUGAAUUAGUCAAAUAGAUGCCAGACCAUCUCCCUCUCGACUGCCAGGGUGUACAAUCUAAUCCACUCGGGUCCUUCCCACAGGCCGCCCUAUAUUCUGCAUUCUCCCUGUAGCCCUCUGUUAGGCUGUAAGCUGCUUGAGGAUCCAGGCUUUCUGACCCCUCUCUGCCCUUUUUGCCCCGAAUCACAAUGACUUACAAGCCUGUGCAUUUUGAAAAUUCAUUUCCCGAAUUCCAUGAAGGUAAGGACUGGGUCUAAGUCUUAGCUUUGUCCAGCAUGGACCCAGAGUCGCAGUAAAGAUGUGCGGAAUGAAUGAGUGAGUCCAAGAUCCUUUGCCCUCUGGCACUAGUUGAGGAGGCUCUUGGGAGAAGGGGAGGGUGCGUCCCUGGAGGGUUUGCACAGCAUUCUGAAGGCGCCUAGCGAGUGCUUGCUGUGUUACAUCAUGCUGCCCGCCAGGUCCCACAUGGGCUUCCUGGGACGGGCUUUGUGCUGUGGUCCCGAGAUGAGGUGUAGGCUCUCAUUUCACGGAUGCUUUAUCCCUAAGCAUGACUCAGUGUCGCUGGGGCUCAGUGUGUGCUGAGCGUGUCUGUUCUCUCUGCUGUCAAGAGCGCGCUGUGUCCAAGCCGCCGUGAUUCCGAAACAAGGAAGGUGGAAUAAACUUGAUUCUAGUGGCUUCUGGUUUUGCUGCUGCUGUUAGGGAAACGGAGAUGUUGACCACCCUGAUUUUGAUAUCCAAUUUGUACACAACAUGUUUCCCAAACAAAUUUGAAGCAGUAUCCUGGUUUCUGUAGACCCUUUUAUUUUCUGAAAACUGUAUUAGUAGUCAUCCUUUGCACGCACACAUGGCCUUUGAACAGGGCAACUUGUUGAAAGAAGCAGGGCCGGGCCAUCAGGGCUAGUGAGGCGGCAGGAUUUGACACGGUGGCUACUAGUGGAGGGAUCGGGGUGCACAGGAUCUGCCCUCGGCCGACUCCCGCGCUGGCCGCUGCCCGUCUCCUUUUAGUUUCAGAGCACUUGGGGCCUGGUCUCACGUUGUUGCCGGAGAAGCCACACAGGUUCACCUAAACGAAGCGAGGAGAUGGCUUUGCCUUGUCUCAGGAGCCUUCUCGGACUUUCUGUUGGUUCCACUGGAUGCCCUGCAUUUGACCAAAUGUCGCAUUCUGCCACUGGGUCAGUCUACUUUCUCACAACGACUCGCCAGUUGAAGGCUGUUUCAAAUGCUUAUGUAUCCCAGGACACAGACCCACAGAGUGAGGUGAGAGUACGGGAAGCGCAGGGAACGGACCUCCUUCACAAAGGUUGUGCAGCAGUUAGCGUCAUCCAACUAUCCUGCGGUCCCGAGACCUCGUUAAGGCUUCCACUUCAUUUUGCCGCGUUUGGAUGGCUUAAGGGCUGGAGAGCAGUGUGCACCGUUACGGAGUCUUUUGUGCACAACUUAAUAAAAUCCCCCUAAUAAAACA
Echinops telfairi (small Madagascar hedgehog) is the source of this 5857-nucleotide messenger RNA. RefSeq names its product neuraminidase 3 (gene NEU3). The record is from RefSeq and is a predicted model, not a curated record. Gene Ontology annotation, biological process: ganglioside catabolic process; oligosaccharide catabolic process. Gene Ontology annotation, cellular component: lysosome; cytoplasm; membrane. NCBI's taxonomy places the organism in Eukaryota, Metazoa, Chordata, Mammalia, Afrosoricida, Tenrecidae. Gene Ontology annotation, molecular function: exo-alpha-sialidase activity.